Messenger RNA from Oncorhynchus nerka (sockeye salmon), 1178 nucleotides. It is a transcript of the gene pggt1b, whose product is annotated as protein geranylgeranyltransferase type I, beta subunit. The coding region runs from base 20 to 1108 and encodes 362 amino acids. Gene Ontology annotation, biological process: protein geranylgeranylation. The record is from RefSeq and is a predicted model, not a curated record. Gene Ontology annotation, cellular component: CAAX-protein geranylgeranyltransferase complex. Lineage: Eukaryota; Metazoa; Chordata; Actinopteri; Salmoniformes; Salmonidae. Gene Ontology annotation, molecular function: CAAX-protein geranylgeranyltransferase activity. The transcript has 9 exons.
AGUUGUUUCACACUCAAAGAUGGCGGAAGAAGAGAACCCGCUUGCCGAAUUUGAACAAAUUGACUUUUUAAAAGAUCGACAUGUACGAUUCUUUCAAAGAUGUCUUCAAGUUUUACCAGAGAGAUAUUCAUCAUUAGAAACAAGCAGGUUGACCAUUGUGUUCUUUGCGCUCUCUGGUCUUGAUGUCCUGGAUUCUCUUAAUGUAAUAGACAAGCCCAGCUUGAUUGAAUGGGUCUACUCACUACAAGUCAUUCCUACAGAAGACCAAUCCAAUUUAGGACGUUGUGGGUUUCGAGGGUCAUCACACAUUGGAGUUCCAUACAGCACCUCCAAGGGCCCAGGAGUAUCCCACCCGUAUGACAGUGGCCAUGUGGCCAUGACGUACACUGGCCUGGCCUGCCUGGUCCUACUGGGGGACGACCUGAGUCGUGUCAAUAAGGAGGCCUGUCUGAUGGGCCUGAAAGCCCUGCAGCUGGAGGACGGAAGUUUCUAUGCGGUCCCAGAGGGAAGUGAAAAUGACAUGAGGUUUGUGUACUGCGCAGCAUGCAUCUGCUACAUGCUGGAUGACUGGUCAGGCAUGGACAUCAAGAAGGCCAUCGACUACAUCAGGGGAAGUAUGUCGUAUGACAAUGGCAUUGGCCAGGGGGCUGGAUUGGAAUCUCAUGGUGGGUCCACGUUCUGUGCUGUCGCAGCCCUGAGUCUGAUGGGAAAAUUAGAGGAGAUGUUCAGCCAGCGCGAGCUGAACAGGAUACGCCGUUGGUGCAUGAUGAGACAGCAGAACGGCUUCCAAGGCCGCCCCAACAAGCCCGUCGACACGUGCUACUCCUUCUGGGUGGGCGCCACACUGGAGCUCCUAGACGUCUUUCAGUAUACUAAUUUCGAGAAGAACCGGAACUACAUCUUGUCCACUCAGGACCGUUUGGUGGGCGGCUUCGCUAAGUGGCCAGACAGUCACCCAGACCCACUGCACGCCUACUUCGGGAUCUGUGGCCUGUCUCUGAUAGGAGAGGCCAACCUGCGGCGAGUUCACCCCGCCCUAAACGUGAGCCAGAGGGCCUUUGAGUAUCUGCAGCAUCUGCACCGGACGUGGAGAGGCACCUGCACCUGACGGCCAAACCCCUGUGCCCUGCCCCUGCCUCCAAGCACUACCACAGCCCCUAAGCCAUGCACAGCACCCC